AUGGCGGCUACUUCUUCUCGGCGCCCUGCUGCUCUGCUGGUACUGGUAGCAGCAGCAGCAGCCGUGGUGGCCCUGGCGGCCGCCGGCGACGUCGAGCUGCUGGAGGGCAGGUACCCGCCGCUGGCGCCGGGCCUGUCGUUCGACUUCUACAAGAAGAGCUGCCCGAAGGCGGAGUCCAUCGUGAAGGAAUUCCUGUCGUCGGCGGUGCGGCAGAACGUGGGGCUCGCCGCCGCGCUGAUCCGGCUCCACUUCCACGACUGCUUCUUUUUCAGUUCAAAACAGCUCCGGCUCCGAUCCACAGAGGUUGUUGCAGGAGUUGGAGCCAUUCCAAAACUGGCCAUAGUUUGUCACGAGUUUUUCUCGUAG
Miscanthus lutarioriparius is the source of this 366-nucleotide messenger RNA. NCBI's taxonomy places the organism in Eukaryota, Viridiplantae, Streptophyta, Magnoliopsida, Poales, Poaceae. The record is from the annotation of a GenBank genome assembly.